AUGGCCUCUUCUGUUCACCCCCGUGUCUUGAAACUGACCAAGCAAGACGGCCAGAGCUAUGGCUUCUUCCUGCGGAUCGAAAAGGGAAAGGAGGGACACCUGGUGCGCAAUGUAGGGAAGGGGGGCCCUGCAGAGAAUGCUGGGAUGAAGGAUGGUGACCGUAUCCUGAGAGUGAAUGGGGUCUUUGUGGACAAAGAGGACCACAGCAGGGUGGUGAAUUUGGUUAAGGAGAGUGGACUGUCUGUCACCUUUCAAGUCCUGGACGAGGAGUCCUAUGAAAUGGCAAAGGAAAAAGGGAUCAGCCUGUCUGAAGAGGGGCAAGCAGGCCCAGCACAACAGCCAGUGAUGAAUGGAGUGGCAGGUGCGACACCAAAGCCCAAACUGUGCUACCUGGUUAAGGGCAAAAAAGGAUAUGGAUUCUCAUUGACAUCCAGACGGGGUGUUCAAGGGAUAUUCUUCUCUGAGGUGCACCCCUCUGGGGUUGCAGCAAUGGCAGGUGUUCAAAACAACGACCGGCUGAUUGAACUUAACGGUGAUAACAUUGAGAGCUCCAAUCAUGAACAGAUUGUAGACAAGGUGAAGGCCUCUGGAAAGAGCAUUGUGUUUCUGGUUGUGGACGGGGAGGCUGACAGAUACUACAAGAACAAACAGAUAAAGCUGGCUGGAGCAGUUGCCACCGUGAAGCACCUUCCACAUAAACCCCGCAUAGCGGAGCUCACUAAGGGCCCCGAUGGCUAUGGUUUCUACCUGAGGCAACAGCAUGCUAAGCUAGGUCAUUUCAUUAAGGAUAUAGAUGCCGGCAGUCCAGCAGAUAAAGCUGGACUGAAGGACAUGGACAGGCUGGUGGCUGUGAAUGGGGACCCUGUAGAUUCCUUGGAGCAUGAACAAGUUGUGGAGAAGAUCAGGCAGUGUGGCAAAAAGUCUACUUUACUGGUGGUGGAUAGAGAAACUGACCAAAUGUAUACGAUGGCAUGCGUAUCGCCAUUGCUGUACUGGGAUGAGGUCAUGGAUUCUCACCGUGAAGCUGCAGAAUCAGCUGCAGCCACCCCCAGUCACAAGAGCAGCGAACACAAACCAAUACCAGCCGCAGUCACCCCCAGUCAGGAGAGCAGCGAACACAAACCCAUUGCAGCUGCAGCCACCCCCAGUCAGGACAGCAGCGAACACAAACCCAGACUCUGCCUGCUGGAGAAGACAUCAGGUGGCUUUGGUUUCCAUCUCAAUGCAAUCCGAGGACUGCCUGGCCAGUUUGUUAAGGAGGUGGCUAAUGGAAGUCCUGCAGACAAAGCUGGCUUGGUAGAUGAUAACAUUGUGAUUGAGGUGAAUGGGGACAAUGUAGAGAACAAAUUGUACGAGGAGGUGGUGGAGAUGAUCAAGAAGAGUGGCAACAGGCUUGAAAUGUUAGUAAUCGAGAAGGCGGCCUACGACUACUUCAAAGAUAAGAACAUACCCAUCACCACAGCUCUCAUAGGAACAAAGACAAACAAACCAGCCACUCCCCCUGUCAAGGCAAAGGAGCCCAAAAACCAGGAAGACCACCCAGCUCCUGCCCCAGUCACAGCUAAAGCUCCAUCUCCUUCUCCACCCCCCUCUCCAACCAUAGCUGCAAACCUAACUCCACCUCCCUCUUCAGCCCCAGCUGCAGCCCCAUCUCAGGAUAGUCCUAAGGAGACAAGGAAGAGAUCAGUCUCAUCAUCAUCCUCAGCAUCAGAAGACGAAAGGUUCUGAAGAGGUAAAACUAUCUGGAGAAAAGCCCAGCUAACUUCAGUAGAGCAGUACUUUUUUUUUUUUCACAAAAACAAUACUUUUUGAGAAGAACAAGGACUUUGAAAAACCUUGAUUUGGGCCAAAGAGGACAUUCACCAAAACACAGAAUUCACAGAAUUUCCAAGUGCAUUAUUCUAAAAACCCAACGUUUAUAAAUGCUCCUCAGCUACACAGUAUAUGCAAUAUAGUGGUAUAUCAAGAUACUCAAUCUUAGACAUUUUAAAAUCUGAAUAUAUUAGCGCAGUGUACUGCUGGAUUAAUUUACUGCCUGCUUGUGAUUUACCACUUAGAAUUGCAUACACGUGCUUCACCUUUUCUCUACAGAUCGGUUUAUGCCUUUUACAAUAACACAAACCUUAUAUCACUGAAUAUAGUAUAACUGAGUGCUCCUGCUUCUCUUUAAUACGUUUUCUCUCUUAGCUUAUCCCCCACUGUAUCCAUUUACUGAAUUCUCUCAUUUUCUUCUGCAUGUACAGUGUUUGGUGGUAAUGCAGAACCAUUCACUUGCAGUAUUAAAUUUACUGCAAAACUAUACAUCUGUUUGUAUUUACUAUUUUACAGCCAACACAAAUUUUGUCAACACGUGUUCAUUUUAAUGUUUUUGUUCAUGUUGUGGAGUCUAAUAUUCUCGAUUAAGCCUAAAGAAUUUAAAUACACCGAACUGAAACAAACAAGUAACAUUUUGUGCAAAGUAUUAUUUUUAAUAUUUACUUCUCUCCAGGGCACACUGCAUGGUGGUAGGUACAAUAGUUCAACAUUCGACAUGCACUAC
Messenger RNA from Polyodon spathula (Mississippi paddlefish), 2539 nucleotides. Its product is annotated as Na(+)/H(+) exchange regulatory cofactor NHE-RF3-like. The record is from RefSeq and is a predicted model, not a curated record. Gene Ontology annotation, molecular function: protein binding; protein-membrane adaptor activity. Gene Ontology annotation, biological process: protein localization to plasma membrane. Gene Ontology annotation, cellular component: apical plasma membrane. Bases 1 to 1728 code for a protein of 575 amino acids. NCBI's taxonomy places the organism in Eukaryota, Metazoa, Chordata, Actinopteri, Acipenseriformes, Polyodontidae. The transcript is spliced from 8 exons.